This is a messenger RNA of Daphnia pulicaria, 7678 nucleotides long. RefSeq names its product Ca(2+)/calmodulin-responsive adenylate cyclase-like. Gene Ontology annotation, biological process: intracellular signal transduction; adenylate cyclase-activating G protein-coupled receptor signaling pathway; cAMP biosynthetic process. Gene Ontology annotation, cellular component: plasma membrane. The transcript is spliced from 12 exons. The record is from RefSeq and is a predicted model, not a curated record. Bases 461 to 6559 code for a protein of 2032 amino acids. Lineage: Eukaryota; Metazoa; Arthropoda; Branchiopoda; Diplostraca; Daphniidae. Gene Ontology annotation, molecular function: adenylate cyclase activity.
GGAGAUCGUCCCGUUUGUGUCUAGUGUGUGAUUGUCUCCGAUAUUAUAAUUUUUUUUCGUGUCCCUUUUAUUUCUUCUCUUGCACAGAUAAUCGAAACAAUUUUGUGAAUGUUUGAUGGCUCUCCGGGUGCUUCGAUCUCCCACGCGAUCGAAGAGAGCUGAAACUCGAUAGUUGGAUUAUUCGACAGCAGCGAGUGCCCGACAUUUUCGUCAAAUAAUUUGGUGGAGAGAGAAACAUUUCAGCCCGCAGCACACCAACACUCUUGUUUCGCACCUUGUAUUAAUCGAAUCGUGACGAGGAAGAAAAAAAAUCUGUCCGCCAUGCUGGACUGAGCCGGACAGUGUGUGGUCGGCCAUUUUUGAUUGAUAGGUGAAAACACACCGGACGUUGUUGUGUUUUCCAGUCGGCACGAAUUUUGGCUUUUUUUUAAGAAAAACUGGACGAUAGAAUCGAAUCGAAAUGGAUCACCGCGUCAACACGAUGCCGACGCACAGGAAAGUGGCGUUUGCCCGGCUGCUGAACCGCAACCGCUUCUCCAACGACGAGCUGGAAACGCUCUACGGCCGCUACAGUUGCCGAUUGCAGACGGCCUCGGUCGUCAGCUGCACGGUCCUCUUGCUCGUCAUGGGCGCCGUUCUCUCGUGCCUCCAUUUUUGGUACUCGAGGGGCAGCCCCACCGUCCAGGGCAUUUACCUCCUACUCCAGACGGCCGCCUGCGCCGCCCUGCUCGCCUUCCUCAUCAUCCGCCGCAACGGACACGACUCGCAUCUCCUCUGGCUGGCCUACGCUCUCCUGGCCCUCUGCACAGCCCUCUGCGUCGCUAGUCUGCCCGUGCCAUUGGCCAGCUGGGCCGGAACGGCGCCCAAAGACGUGGCCGCUACUUCCACCUACUCGCCGUCCCUGGGACUCGUCAAAAACGCCGUCGAUCCGUCGGCCUCGGCUUCCAGCAAGUCGCUGGGCAAAGACGCCAACAUGGUGGUGACUCGUCCGCCCAGGGGAGGCAAAGGCAAGGCCGGCAAGCGGGUCAAUAACUUGACGGACGUCAUCCAGCCUCCGCCACCGCCUCCGCCUCUGCCCACGGUGGCGGCCGCCGAGGGAUUGUGGCCCAUCGUCUUCGCCACUUUCGUGGCCUACGCCCUUCUUCCACUGCCCACUUGGCUGGCCACCGUCUUUGGGGCCUUUAUGGGCUCGAUGCACCUGGCCGUCGUCAUUCUCCUCCCGACGGCCUUACCCUGGCUGGCCUGGCAGCAGAUCCUCGGCAAUUGCUUGGUCCUCCUGGCCGUCAACACGGUCGGACUCUUCCUCCACAUGGUGAUGGAGAACGCCCAGCGCAAAGCCUUCCUGGACACCCGCAACUGUAUCGCCGCCCGGCUGGAGAUUGAGGACGAGAACGAGAAGCUGGAACGGCUCCUCCUCUCGGUCCUUCCGCAACACGUCGCCGUCGAGAUGAAGGCCGACCUGAUGGCCCCCGUCGAGGGCCAGUUCCACAAGAUCUACAUCCAGCGCCACGAGAACGUCAGCAUUCUGUUCGCCGACAUCGUCGGUUUCACCGUCUUGGCAUCUCAGUGCACCGCCCAGGAGCUGGUCCGCUUGCUCAACGAGCUGUUUGGCCGCUUCGAUCAACUGGCCAGCGACAAUCAUUGCCUGCGGAUCAAAAUCCUGGGCGACUGCUACUAUUGCGUGUCGGGAUUGCCGGACCCGAGAUCCGAUCACGCCCACUGCUGCGUCGAAAUGGGACUGGACGUGAUCGACGCCAUCGCCUCGGUCGUCGAAGCCACGGACGUCCGUCUCAACAUGCGAGUGGGCAUUCACACGGGCCGUGUCCUCUGCGGAGUCCUGGGAUUGCGCAAGUGGCAGUACGACGUCUGGUCCAAUGACGUCACCCUGGCCAACGCCAUGGAAGCUGGCGGAGAGCCCGGGCGAGUGCACAUCACCGAAUCGACAUUAGCCCAUUUGCACGGCGAGUAUCAAGUGGAGCCGGGCAGCGGAGGAUCCCGGAAUCAGUACCUGCGUGACCACAACGUCCACACCUACUUUAUUGUCCCGCCCGCCCGCCGUCGCAAGCCGCUCUUGUUUAACACGCUGCAGGUGAGGAGCGCCCUGGGUCAAGGCGGAGGACCGGGCAGCGGAUCCGGAGGCAACCAGCGACGCAAAUUGUCGUUCCGCAACGUGUCGAACGUGGUGGUCCAGCUCCUGCACUCGAUCAAGUACUCGGUCGAGGUUCCAUUCUCCAACAUCGCCGCCGCCCCAUCCGUCCAUUCCGUCAACAUGCAACAACAACAACAACAGAAUCCGGGCGUCAAUUGCCACAAUUCCGGCGGGAGCACGGCCGGCCACAAAAAGAACAAGGUGACGGACAAGGCCAAACGGCCGCUGAAGAAGCGCCACGCCAGUUUCCAUCAACACCAACCGACGAACCGAGUCAACAAAUUCCUGGCACAGGCCAUCGAGGCCCGUUCGAUGGGCCAGGAAAAGUCCAAUCACGUCCACGCUCUAACCCUCUGCUUCCGGGACUCGCUCAAGGAGGAACAAUACCAACGGGAUGCGGACAGCAGUUUCGGCAGCUCCUUGGCCUGCAGUCUGGUCCUGCUCGUCUUUUUGGGCGGCGUCCAGCUGGCCGUCUUGCCUCGAACCCUCAUUCUUCUGCUCCUGUUUCUGACGGCUUUCGUCUGGACGGCCGUCCUGCUCAUGAUGUUGCUGGCCGCCCGUCUGCGAUGGCUUCGCUGGGAUGUGACGCACGCGUUCGCCUUCCGGCUGGCCAUCACCGUCUUCACUAUCGUCCUCUUGUGCGCCGUCGCCCAAGUCAACGUCUUCACUUGCAGGCCGGAAAACACGUGCACCCCCGCAGUUUCUGCCAACGCGACGCCGCCCGUCGGGUCGGUCGUGGCCGAUCACCGCAGCUGCCCGCUCCCGCACUACAUCAUCCUGUCGGGUGUGCUGGGAUUCCUGGGCGUGGCCAUCUUUCUGCGUCUUCCGGCUGUCGUCAAGGGCGUCGUCUUGAUCCUGGUCACGUCCGUCUAUUUGAUGCUCUUCCACCUGACGCAUCGGCCCAUCCUCGACUGCUACGACGCCCGGACGGGCACCCUCAUCCCUCUGAGAGCCCUGGGUUCCCUCCAGCUGUUGCUCUUCCUCUUGGGCGUCAUCCUGCACGGCCGUCAAGUCGAGUGGACGGCCAGGCUGGACUUUUUGUGGCAGAGCCAGGCCAAGGAGGAGAAACAGGAGAUGGACGCACUGCAGCACAGCAACCGGCGGAUCCUCUUCAAUUUGCUGCCGUCCCACGUCGCCCAGCACUUCCUCGGCCAGGACGGCCACAACACGAGGAGCAACCUGGAGCUGUACCACCAGAGUUACUCGCGGGUGGGCGUCCUCUUCGCCUCCAUCACCAAUUUCCACGAGUUCUACAUCGAGCUGGACGGCAACAACCAGGGCGUCGAGUGCCUGCGGCUCCUGAACGAAAUCAUCGCCGACUUUGACGAGCUGCUGGGCGAGGAGCGAUUCCGUUCUGUCGACAAGAUCAAGACGGUCGGCUCGACUUACAUGGCCGCCGUCGGGCUGAUGCCGGACAUGCGGAUCGGCCAAGUGGAGACGGACGCCAACGUGACGGCCUCCUUCUACCUUGCCACCCUGGUGGAAUUCGUGUUCGCCAUGAAGGAGAAGCUGCUCUGCAUCAACGAGAACUCGUACAACAAUUUCACGCUCAGGGUGGGCAUGAACAUUGGGCCGGUCGUGGCCGGCGUCAUUGGCGCCCGCAAGCCGCAGUACGACAUUUGGGGCAACACGGUCAACGUGGCUAGUCGCAUGGAUUCCACCGGAUUACCCAACCACACUCAGGUGACGGAGGAAGUGUAUCAAGUGCUGAGGCACCAGCCGUACGAGUUCCAGUGCCGUGGGCGGGUCAAAGUCAAGGGCAAAGGCGAGAUGACGACCUACUUCCUGACGGACCGCAAGCAGCCGGCCACCGUCCGGGUGGACGACAUCGCCAUGAUGAUGAUGAAGCAGCCCAGUCACCACAACAACUCGAAUCUCAUGGCCUCCAUGUACGGCGGAGUCAUUACGCCGCUGGCCCUGGUCCACCAGCAGAUCCGCCAGCAGAAUCACCAGCAGCAAAUGGUUGGCGGGCCGCUGGUCCAGCUCAGACCGGUCGGCCGGAGCAACAGCGGCGGAAGCGGCAGCCGGGACAGGCGCAGUCCCAUGCACGACGCCCUCCACCCGAGAUUCCAUCCGCUCUCGGAAGAGAUGAUGGCCCCGCCGCUGAUUCCGCCACCUCCGCCCACUUCCGCCUACCACCAAGUUCCUCGUUUCACCAAGAAUCCUUACCUGCAGCAGUUGCAACAACAACAGCCGCCGGUCAUCAUUCCCAACAGCAUCCAGCCCAAUCCGCCGGUGCCUCGGCACAGCAGCACUCCGCCGCGCAGCAACGGCCGCGUCCACCACCACCAGCAGCAACAACAACAACAGCAGCAGCAGAUGCAACAUCAGCCAACGCCGCCGUUGUUGCAGCAGCAACAACAACUGCAGAAUCUCAGCCCCAUCCGGAGUUGUUCGGAAACGGAAAGCGGAUCGCCUCUGGGCAUGGGUCUCUCGGUCAGGACGGUGACGGCUGGUCCGAUCCAGCUGCAGAAAUCGCCCAGCGCCCCACCGCUCAAGAGGCAGCACCAGCACGGAAGCGGCGGCGGCGGUGGUGGUCAAAAUUCCGGAAUUCCGGGCCGACCGGCUUUCGAAUUUCCGGCGCCUCCACCACCUCCUCCGCACGGCACUUCGUCUGCGGGCAGCAGUGGGCGAGCCAUGGGCCGCAACUUCCGCCACCGGUCGGACGAGAGUCUGUCCGGAAUCGGUUCGUCGAUGAGGGGCGAGGCCUAUUCGACGCGAAUCCACUCGUCGGCGGAUGACGUCAGCUCGGCCAACCGGAGCGAGCGAAGUGAGAGCGAGACGGAGGACAGCUCGUCGGACGAGAGUUACACCAAGACGGAAGCGGAAGUCGACCCGGACAGUCCCGGAACGUCACCCAAUUUCCGUAUUCCGUCGCUCCUGCCGCUCAGCCUGGACAUCGAAAAGGCCUGGUCUCGCAUGAACGCCGAAUUCACGGCCAACGGGCACCGGCCCGAAGUGGUGGCCCAAUCGACGCCCUCUAGGAUGCCGACGGCCGGCAUGGCUUCCGCCGCAUCGACGACGGAAGCGAUCGAACUCAAAGAUUUGCAUUUGCUGAAAGUGCCGACGCCCAAAUUGACGACGGCCGGAAGCAGCAGCCGCUCGAUGAAGUCGGGGACCACUGCCGCCGAUUCCGACAUCAUGGCCGAGUCUUGCGUGGCGGAAUCUUGCGCCAGUUUCGAGUUUGUCGACGACGACGAUGAGCCGGAAGGCCGGGUGGAUGACGACGACGACGACGAGGAAGAAGGAGAGGAAGGAGAGACGACGGAACAGGAGCAACAGCAGCGCUCGCAACCUCCUUCGCCGCCCAAGUUGCUGGUCAUCAGCUCGGACGGAACCAAGUCAAGUUCGGCCGUCUGCAGUCCCAGCAGCACGUCGGAGAUUGGCAGCGUUUUCGGGCUCCGCUUCGAUCCGCAGGAGAACAAGAUGACCCUGCAGCUGACGGCCACGGCCGGCGAAACGGUUCGAUCGCCUCAGGGCGGCUCGGAACUGACGGAAUCGUCCAAACUGACGCCCAGCCGGUUCCCGCUGGAUCUGGGCAGCCCGACGCGGUCGGAUGGCGGCGGCGGCGGCCUCUUCCCUAGUCUCAAAAGCCAGGCCAAGAAAAGUGAAUACGAGAACGCGACGGACGACGAGCGGAAGCGCGAAGAAGUGGCCGAGGCCGUGGACGUCAGGCGGGAGCAGGAGCAAGUGCGCCAGAUCCUGGCCAGCGCGGCGGCCCUUCAGGCGGAGACGAGCCAGUCGGAGUGGAGCGAAGACGACGACGACGAUCUGUCGGACGACGACAGCAACGAAGACGGCCAGGACCAGGAUUGCCCGCAGGGACCUCUGCUGGGCUCCAACAACCAACACCCGUCGCUGGGCAACGGCAGGAAACUCUGCCACAACCGGCGGCGCAAAUUCCAUUUCGGCCUGGCCAGCGACGUGGAGUCGACGGGCUACACGACGGACGACGCCGGCAUGGAGAACCUCUCGGUGUUCAACGACGCCGGACUCACCGACGCCGAAGGGGCCCUGAGUGACAUCAAUUCACUAUUGAACGACGGAAUUCCCGUCGGCGAUUUCGACAUGGCCGACGACACGAGUCUCAGUUCCCGCGCUUCCUCCCGCUUCUUCGAUUCCGAACCCAUCCUCAAUUUGGAGACGUACACCAACAAUCCAUCCGCUUCCGGAAUCGGCUCAAAUAAGAUGACGAGCAGCAUGUUGUACGAUUCCGAGUACGACAACUACGGUCCGAGUUCCUUGGCGUCGGAUGACCUGUACGACGACGCGUCGUUGGACGUCGCGGCCAGCAAGCAGCUGAUUGGCGGAGAAGACAAAAUCCGCCGCGUUUCACAGCACAUAACCCGCAGCUUUGGGCAGCCCAGUCAGCGCAAUCUCAGCACUAGCAGCGACAGCGAAGACGCCUGAAGGACGUCAAAAAUAGAAGAAGAAGAAGAAGAAAUUGGAAUUCAUUCUAACCUUCAACAUACCUUCCGGCAUCCGCGCUCUCCCACUCAAAACUGCUAAUGAAUGAUCAUCAUCAUUUAUUCAUUAAUUUCACCUUGGAUAUUUUCUAAUGGCUCGUUUUCUUUUUUCUCUCUUCUCUUUGAUUGUGUUGAAUGUUUCAAAAUGAUUGAAAGCAAAGAAAUUCUCUUCGCAGCUUUACGAAGUUUGUAAUGCCACACACAGACUUGCCCUACCUGGGCAUUUAUUAUUAUAGCACGUCCGUUUUUUUGGUUUUUCUCUUUGGAAUUUACUGUGAUUCAGUUGACCCAAGCCUCUUUACUAAGAAUCUUUAAACUAGAACUGUUUUCUGUCUUGAUUAUUAAUUGAAUUCAAACUGCUGGUCUUUUUGCAUAAAAUAUCUUUCUUUUUUCUAUCUCUCUCGAAUCGCCGCUCUGCAUGGCUCUUCCUAUUUUUUGGCAUUUGCUCUCCCGCUCAUCAUAUCUCUCGCUCGUUCGUCAUUGGCUUUUUUUUUUUGUUUCUUUGACAGUUUUUUUUUUGUGUUUGGUCUCGCCGAUAUUAUCAACGUGUUUUUGUUUUCGUGUGCGUGUUUCGAUUGAUUAUUUUUCGUUCAGUGGACAGAAAAUGGUGUGCCUUUAUCUCUUCAAUUCAAUUGUGAAUGUCGUCGGUUACUACGCUGAUGAGCGGUCAAUUUUCAAUGUUUUUCGAUUGCUGUUAUACGAUUCCCUUUUCGUUCUUGUUUUACCUAAACAAUGUCAUUGUGUACUUAACUAGGUAUAAUAUUAUAUUGCCGGGGGAAACGUCUGACGUAGUAGGGUGUAAAAUAAUAAAUCGAAAAGGGCAGUCGGCUACUUUUAAAGGAGCGAGCAACUCUGAAUGUGGAAGAAACGCUUCCGGUCGUCAGAAAAAGAAAAACAGUUAAAAUAACUUACUCAAUGUUUAAUAUGGCUCUACUUAACUUACACACCUUUUUUAUAAAUGAGAAGACACACACACUCAAGCCCAUGUCAUGUAUAUAAAGCAAUAAGACAAUGUUUUCACCAUAGUUAAUUGUUCCUUCAAUAAACGACGAUCUGCUGGAUC